Limulus polyphemus (Atlantic horseshoe crab) is the source of this 3119-nucleotide messenger RNA. RefSeq names its product charged multivesicular body protein 2a-like. The record is from RefSeq and is a predicted model, not a curated record. Gene Ontology annotation, cellular component: ESCRT III complex; multivesicular body. NCBI's taxonomy places the organism in Eukaryota, Metazoa, Arthropoda, Merostomata, Xiphosura, Limulidae. Gene Ontology annotation, biological process: endosome transport via multivesicular body sorting pathway; protein transport; late endosome to vacuole transport. The transcript is spliced from 7 exons. The coding region runs from base 154 to 819 and encodes 221 amino acids.
CUAAAUUCAUAAAUUCUAGUUUGCAGUUUAGAUUCUUCGCCAUCAAUCAAUCGAAAUCAUGUUCUGCUGGACUGAAGAUUGUGAAGAAGGCGAAAGCCGAAUCGUUCAGAAAAAUAAUACAAACAAUUUAACAUCCGAAUCAUUGCUGACAUAAUGGCACUAGAGUUUUUAUUUGGUCGUCGUAAAACUUCAGAAGAGAUGCUUCGACAAAAUCAAAGAGCUUUAAAUAAAGCUAUGAGAGAUCUAGAUAGAGAGAGAGCAAAAAUGGAACAGCAAGAAAAGAAGUUGAUUAUAGAUAUUAAAAAGAUGGCAAAGGAUAAUCAGAUGGAUGCAGUGAAAAUCAUGGCUAAAGACCUGGUCAGAACUAGACGCUAUGUUAAAAAGUUUAUGUUGAUGAGAGCAAACAUUCAAGCUAUUUCACUGAAAAUUCAGACAUUACGAUCACAGAAUUCUAUGGCUCAGGCAAUGAAAGGAGUUACAAAAGCUCUAAAAAAUAUGAAUAAACAGCUAAACUUACCACAAAUUCAGAAGAUUAUGCAGGAGUUUGAGAAACAAUCUGAGAUUAUGGACAUGAAAGAAGAAAUGAUGAAUGAUGCUAUUGAUGAUGUUAUGGAAGAUGAAGAAGAUGAGGAGGAAAGUGAGGCUCUGGUGUCCCAAGUACUAGAUGAAUUAGGUUUACAGCUAUCAGAGAAGUUGACAGGUCUUCCAAGUGAAGGAGGUUCACUUAGUGCUGAUUCUCAGAAGAACAAGCCUGCUGUAGCAUUAACAGGGGCUGAUGCAGAUCUGGAAGCUCGUUUGGAAAACCUGCGAAAAGAUUGAAGAAAGUUAAUCAAACAGAGUAACUGUAAAGAAUGUCAAAAACUGGGUGAAAUCAUUUGGGUGUUACAACAGAUGGCAGUGUGUUCUGGACCUCUAACUGAGAAUUAUUGCUGCAGCCAUUUUUGUCAACAGGUGUUUGCUCAGAAUUGUUUUGAGUAAGUUUUAGUUUAUGAUUUAGUAACUUAUGUGUAAGUGUUUCUGUGGAGCUAAUUAACAUUUAGAUAUUUUCAUUGGAGAUUUGUUGCAUUUCAAAUGCACUUACUCAUCAAGAAGAUGGGAAACAAAUUAGUGUAUGUUAUUUAUAGGAAAGAAAUCUUUGCCAGGGGUUAUUUUUUGAUUAUCAGCAUGAGAAGUAAGUUUAUGAGUUCCUUUUUCAUUGCUUUGGUAUUAGUUGUUAGUAUGAAGUUUGUGAUUUAUCUUCACCAGAUGUCAUUGCAUGAUAUUUGUAUUUUUCCAGUAACUGUAUUUGUCCCAAGUGUUUAAGUACUUUAUCUUGUGCAUUUAUCCUUUAUGCUGGUCAUUAUUGUGUUGUGGAAUGGAACAAGUGAUCCUUGCUGAGAUGAUGUAAGAUGAAUUUUAAAGUGUAGGGACUAAAUGUAAAAUUAAACUGUAAUAUUAAGAUGAGAUUAGUUUUAAUAAUAAUAAUAUAAUAACGUUUGCCAGUUAACUGAUUACACAGCAAGUGCCCUGACAAAGGAUGCCACAAAAGCUGAUUUCCUUCAAUUUCAAUUCUUUUAUCUAUCCUUGUCAAUGGAAUAUUAAAGUAAUUUAUUGGAUGACAUUUGUUUGGUCUUUACCAAGCCUUGCCAGAAGAGUAAGACCAAAAUUACAGACAAUAGUUAGUUGACUCAAUAAGAUAACAAAGAUGGGGAAAAAGAUAAAGCUAAUGUGGUUUUGGGUAGAGUUUUUUAAUGAGAAAUGUUGCUCAUUCUACUAUUUCAUUGCAACCAUCUUCAGCUCUCUAUAUUUGAAUUGUGUCAACAAUACAUAAAAAAUACGAAUCUUCCAGAUAAAUAUUUAAUCUUUACAAGUGAAUUGUAAUUUAAGCUUUAUUAUUGUGGUUAUUUGUGUAUAAUUUUGACUGUAGUAAUAAUUAGUAAAUAAGAGAUUUCCUGUCAUAUUUACUACACUGAUACAUGACAGGGAGCAUCACAAUAUUUCUCCUUUGAUUGCUUCUUCUAAAGUUUGUACAAAAGAUGUGGCAGAGUAUUCUAGUAAAAGAAGAGUCCAAUAAAACAAGCAGUAGACCUCUUGCACCAAUGAAUUGAGUAAAACGUUUAAAAAUGAAGGUUUGACUUCAUCUUUAAGAUAGCUCAAACUAAAAAUUGUAAUAUUCUAAUAAGAUUUUUUUACUACUUAGAUAUUUUUAUUUUUGCCAUUAUAUGAAUACAAAACAUCUUUAGUCAGUUAACUAAUGGAUUUCAAAACUUCUAUUCAUAUGCAAACAAAAUUUGUAAAAAUCAAACUGGGUGGGUCUCCUUGAAUUCAUUAACAUAAAAAGGUUCAUGCAUGGGCAUAGGCAGGUAACCUUUAAAUUAUUUGUUUUCUAUAUUGUAAAAACUCUCAAUUGUAAUCUAGUGUUUAUUCCUAUAUUCCUAUUUUUGUUCAAAAGAAAGUACAAUGUUGGAAUAUCUCUUCAAAUGUGUGAAUGAUAGAUGAUAUUUUAUAUGUGAACAUUAUAUAGCACUUUGAUCAACAAGCUAGAAAUGUUACAGAAAAAAAAAUAUAUAUAUAUAUAAUUUUCUUUUGUUCAAAAUGUUCCUCUGUUGUUAACUAAUUUGUGAAUACUUUGUAGUCAUGAAUAAUAGUACUCAAUCAUUUAAAUAGUGUUUUCUAUUUCAAUGAGAGAUUGUCAAGUGAAGCAAAAGUAUAUUAUAGUUUCUUUGCUUCUGUGCCUUACCAGGAAAGAAAACUCUUCCAUUUUGAACAUUGUCAUUUUCCUGGUCUGUAUAGUUAUGAAAUAUUAUUCUACGUUUCCCAACUGGCAAGCUGUUUGAGGUGUUAAUACUUGAACUGUCUGUAUUUUAUUAUUGAAAUACCUAUAUUGUUUAUUAAACUGGUUAUAUGUUAACAUCAAUUCUUGUUUCAGAACUUUAAAACCAUAUUGUGAUAUUUUUGGGAAAUUCAUAAGGUAUUCUUUUCAUUUUAUGAACUUGGCUAUUUAACUUUCUUGUAAAUUAACACAAAAUCUUUUGUAAUUUCAUGUGACACUCAUUUUUCAGUUGGAAAUAAAAGAAAUUACAAUUCUGUGUACUAGGUAUUUUUAAUGUAUAAGAUUCAAAACAAUAUAAUAUCAUUAA